AGGAUUUCAUAGUGAGUGAUGAUGAUGAAUGGCAAUUAGAACCGACAAAGAGAAGAAGGCGCAAGCGUCAGAGAGGAGGAAAUGAUUCUGGAAGUGACUGGGAAGUCGAUCACAAGAAACCAAAAAAAGUCUCCUCCCUCCAUAAAGUCUGGUCUGGCAGUGAGUCUGGUAGUGAAAGCCCAAAGAAAAAGGGUCCUAGCCGAGGUAGGCGGAAAAAAGUUAAAUCUAGCAGCGAAGUGGAUGAGACUCCUCUGUCUGAGGAGGAAGAUGAACCACAGCCAAGUUCCUCUGGUGAAGUAAAACUAAACAAAACAAGAAUUCCCUGCACUUUUGGCAAGAAAUGCUACAGACGGAAUGCAAGUCAUAAAGACCAGUUUAGUCAUCCUGGUGACUCUGAUUACACAUCAGAAAGUGAAAACAAGAAGAGUAUACAAGAUGCCAUUAGUGAAAGUGAUGGUGAGGAAAAAGCUCCUAAAAAGGAAUGUCCCUAUGGUGCAAACUGUUUCAGAAAAAAUCCCCAACACAAAAAAGACUUCAAGCAUACUAAAACUGUCCGCCCACAGAGAGAAGCUGCCAAACAAGCAGACCAGAAGUCAAAAAAUUGCAGAAACAGUGAUGACUAUGAUUUAAAUGACAGUUUUUUGAACGAUGACUCUGAUGAAUAUAAACCGGUGGACUCUGGAUCAGAUUAUGAGAGUGGAGAGAAAACAAAAAAACUAACAAAAGUCAAAGGAAGCAGCAGUAGCAGCAGAAAGGGUGGAAAGAAACUGUGAAAUAUCCAUUCUGUGUUCUCAUUCAUGCCGUACAAAUCAUAAAUAGCACUUCUUUCACAACAAAAACUGUUUUCAUCACCCAUUCCCCCUUUCCCCCUUUGAUGAUUGCAUGUCACUCAUCAAUACAGAGUUAUUACUUAGAUGAAACAUCUCUUUGUUUCUUCAGAAUAGAUUAAAAAAAACUAUUAGAUGAUUGUCUGGAUGAAAAAAAGUUAUAAUUUUUUUUUUCUUUUGCUGCAGCUGUGCAAAUUGUUUUUAUUAGUCUUUUAUUGUUUGUUAAAUGUGUUGUAUGACUUGCAUUAGAAUCUACGACUUUGAGUUUUGUUAUAUUUUAUUUUAAACAAAAAGAAUAUGUACAUAUUUAUGUGUUCAUGGUUUUAAAACUUUUUAUACAAAAGAAAAAUAUCUGUAUUUAAACUGCUUUUAUUUCUUUAUCAUUAAAAGUAGAAAAUGCUGUUCAUAUAUAUAAAGAAAUAUUUAAAAUUUUUAUGUUCCUUGUUGUUUAUCCAUUUUUAAAUUAAGAAUUUAUUAUUUUAUGCUAAAUUUGUUAGAUUUUAAUAAUUUCGUUAUUCAGUAGAGUCUCUCUGUUAUGCAAGCGUCUAUGAUCUUGUUAUCAUUUAGAAUAUCUUAAGCCUUUAUAAUGACAUUUAAAAAAUAAUUGUUUCUAGAUAUCUUUUACGCUGCAUUUUUUAAAUAAUAAUGUCUGGUUAAAUACAAAAAAAAGUUAACUUAUCACUUAAAUGCAUUUUGUACAUACGCUCUAUGAUUAUUGUUCAACUUUUUGUUUUCUGCAGUCGACUAAAACCUUUGUUGUUUGUGCAUCUUCCAAAAUUUUCUUUGUAGUUACCCAUUAUUUAAAUUUUUGUAACUUUUUCUGUGAUUGAUAAUACUUUAUCACCAAACAGUUUCACAGUCAAAGAAAUGGUGGGGUUCCCUAUUACUGUAUGCCAUAUAUGUUAAUUUCAUUGAUGAAAUACAAUUUUUUAUUUAGUUUUUGUACUUAAUUUGAAUAAUUUUGUCUCUACAAAAAGAUGAUUCAAAACAUUUGAUUCAAAACAUUUAUGUUGAAAAUUAUUUGAAUUUAAUCUACAUUUUAAUUACAACUUUGAUAAAAUAACUGUGUCAGGUCUAUGUGCAACUACAUCUUCAAACUUAUAUCAUGAAUUAAAAUAUAUACCUGAAUAACAUAUAUACAAUCAAUUCUAUUAUAUCUAUGCACUUAUUUUUUUGAAGUAUGACAGAGUACUCCAAUUGCAAGUUAAAUAUUGAUAUAGCAAGCAUUAAAAUAUAUUACGUUUCCUAUACUUAUAAGUAAUUUUUUUGCCCAUUUGUAUUCUUUUAAUUUAAAAUUACUUCUAAAUUUUUUGAAUUCUUAUUCUGUGAUUCGUUCCUCAAUCUUAGUAUAAAGGAAUAUCGCAUGAAGAAAGAGACAGUUAAUUGGUCAAUACUGUGGGCAUUAUUUAUGCAAAAGAUAACUAAUCUAACUUUCUGAGGGUGGUAUCUGUAAAUAUGUUAGAUAAUUAGUCAAUUGUUUACAGUAAAAAUGACUGCUCUGACUGUUCUAGUGUUGAGAAAACAAAAUUUUUUCUAACUCAAAACAGUUCAGCUCAUUUCUUUUGUUGUUGCCUAACUGAAUUAAUAAUGUCUACAAAAUUACAGAAAAAAUAAUUUUCCCAAUUGAUCAUAAAAUUGAUAUGUUAUAAAUAUUAUUUUAGGUAUUUACUUUUGUUUCUGUUAUUUAUAGUUUAUUUUUCAAAUGAAGCUAAUUAUUUGUUUGCAAUUUUAAAUGUGAACAAAUAAUUUGACAGUUAGAGAGACAAUGCUGUGUAAUUAUUUAAGUAAGUUGAAUAACUGAUUAUAUAGUUGAUGUUCAGCCUAAAGUGUCACCUGAAUACAAAAAUUAAAAGGAAAAAGACUUUACAUUCUUAUGAAAUAAAUUUUUUUCUUCAAAAUUUAAAACGCUAUAUUAAUUUUUAAAAAUAAAUCUUCAUGCUUAUUUCAAGGUUAAAAUCCAAUAUUUAAAACAAUAUAUUGCGAAAUAUGACCACCUAUGAAGAAUUUUUGUUUCCAAGUUCAAUUUUCUUGACUACUGAAUUGCUUUUCUUUUGUUCUUCCAAAAUUUUCAGGUCUUUAUUAAGUAACUCAAAUGGGCUCUUUUUUAAAGAAUAUUUUAAAAUGUCCUAAUUUUAUUCUUAUACCUUUAAUUUAAAGAAGAAAGUUAUGUUUGUUACCUUUCUUGUUACAGUAACAUAGAUUCAGUAUUUGUCAAAAAUGUGUAUAUUUCAGUAUGGUUCCAAAACAAACAACGAAAAAAAGUCAUCAUUUAUGGAUGGUCCCUCCCUAUUUUUUCCCCUGUCAUUUGUUAACAUAAAGUGGUUUUGUAAUUUUUGAGUUAUUUCAUUAGAAUGAAUCUGAAAUAUUUAAAAGUAGACCUUCCUAAGUCUUGUUAAGGAGAUAACAAAUGAUAGUUACAGGCCUUAAAUUCACAGAAUUCUGGAAAACUUGAAACUUUGUAAAUACUGAGAGAGAAAAAUAUUUGGAUUUGUUGAAACUUUUUCCUCAUAUUUUGUUACAAAAUUUUGAAUUAAAAUAUAGUUUGGUGGGAGAAGCUGGUUCUCUCUGCAAAUGGGAUUAGAAUUUAGUUCAUUAUUUUCAGGAAAAAAAAUUUUCAAAAAUUAUUAACAUGAAUAAAAAUUAUUUCUAGUUUUACUCUUUAUUUUUAAAGUAUUUUUUUUUUACUUAUUUAUUUUUUUUUAAUCAUUUUCACCUUGUUAGUAUUUGAAAUUAGCAAUAAAAUUUUUAAUUUCUUCAUCUUUAUGCAGUGUGAAGUACAUAAUAGUGUAAUGAAAUUUAAUAGACUGAAUUAUGCUGUCACAUUUCACUCAUUGAACUUUCAUGUAGAUCCAAUGUUCUUGUUCUAUUUGUUUCAAAUUGUUCAAUUUCUUGCCUGUGUUUUUUGUUCCGUAAAAAAAAAAGCUUCUCAAAAUUUAGGUAUACAACAUUUGAAAAAAAUGGUUAGAAAACUCUAAAUAACUGCAGUAUUGCAAAAUAAAAUACUACAUUUUAAUUAACUUUAGAUAAGGAAUGUACUAACAAAGGUACUUUAUAAACUGUCACUAAAUUGGUGUAUUAUAUAUGUUACUGUGAAUGACACAGAUCAAGAGAAUGUUUACUUACACCGUUAUAAGUCAACAAUCACUUAGUUGCUUUGGUUAAUGUCCGAAAUAUCAGUUAUAUCCGAUUUGAUAUUAAUUUAUUCGUGGAUAUUAUUAUAUUUAUUCGAUAUUUUAAUAUCUGGUGAGGAUAGAUUAGGAGAAACAUCAGUGUUCGGAGUACCGGUUAAAUGUGUACUGGGCAGUGGCACUUAACUUGACCUAGUAUAUAUUUCGGACAUUUACCAAAGCGACUAUGUGAUUGUCUACAUUCACCAGUGAAAGUCAAUGGCCACUAAUUUCAGUCAUUCACAGUAACAUAUAUAUAAUGACCAAUUUACAUAGUUGUCAUAAACUUUUAUGAACUGUUAGUGCCACUAACUUUGAAUGAACAACGGCUAAUGAAAAGCUCGAUUUUUCUGUUUCUCAGUAAUACUGCAAUAAUUUAUUUUUUUUUCAAGUUAAAAAUGUAGUUAAAUGAAUCUCUACACAAAUUACAACUGAGAUGGAAACAAUAGUUAACAAAUUACGAGCAAUUGAAGUUUGAAAAGUUAAAAGUUUUAGGCAUAACAUGUCUCCUACAUCUAGGACUAUAGUAACGAAAUUUUGAGAAACAUUCUGUGGUAGCAAAUGUAUUAUUUCUUGCAGUAUUUGUUGUAAAAUAAUUUCCCUUUUUUUUUUAAUGAAUUUUCUUAUCCACAUUAAAAAUGACUACAGCAAUUGUUUGUAUGCUUAUCUCAUUACAUUAAUGCAAAUGUAAUUUUAUCACAUAAUAAUUUAUAAUUUAAAAAAAAAUUCAUUGAUCAAAUUUUUAUCAUUUAUCACUCCUUUAGUUUACUUAUUACUGGAUAUAAGGGAAAAAAUUAUGCUACCAAACAUUUAUAAAAUUUCUUAAUAGUUUUAAUAAUAAUUUCUAAUUUAAUAGAGCCUUGCCCUUUUAUAUCAACUAUGAUAUAAUAAUUCAUUUUUACUAAUUGUUUUGGGUAUAAAAAAAAAGUGUUAUUUAAAUGAAGUAUCACAGCAACCAGUCGUUGGCCAAGGCUCCACCAUCUCUAGACCAACAGCAUAAUGGUG
This is a messenger RNA of Parasteatoda tepidariorum (common house spider), 4999 nucleotides long. Lineage: Eukaryota; Metazoa; Arthropoda; Arachnida; Araneae; Theridiidae. The record is from RefSeq and is a predicted model, not a curated record.